This is a messenger RNA of Enterospora canceri, 192 nucleotides long. The record is from the annotation of a GenBank genome assembly. Lineage: Eukaryota; Fungi; Microsporidia; Enterocytozoonidae.
AUGGAACCAACAUGUGAUGCUGGAUAUGAGGUAGAGGUAGAAAGGCACUUUCACCCAGGUAUAGAUUUACAAAGUAUUGAAAACAGAAAGAACACCGUUAAGAAGGAUGAAUAUGCAGGUUGUCAAGGAAAUGUCACAAUUAUCACCGUAGACAGUGAAGAAGGAUACGACAUCCUCCAUUCCAAGUUAUAG